GCGCGCGCCGCUGUGACGCAGCAGCUGCGCGCGAGCGGAAGUACGUCAGGGGUCCUUGUGACCAGAGGUCUCCGGAGCUCACGAUGGCGUUCAGGCUGCUGGCUCGGAGGGUUUGUGGGCUUUCCGUCAGGGAUGCGAGGCGUCCGCCGGCCGCCGUCUGGUGCUCCUCGUCCUUCUCCUCGGCUCUGAGCCCGUCUCCGGCGCUGCUCCCGCUCCCGCGCCUCCUCCCGCUGUCCUCCCGCAGGAGCGUGUCCUUCAACGUGCAGGACCACGACGACUUCACCGACCGAGUCAUCAACAGCCAGCUGCCCGUCCUCGUCGACUUCCACGCGCAGUGGUGUGGUCCGUGUAAGAUCCUCGGCCCGCGGCUGGAGAAGGCCAUCGCCAAGCAGAAGGGCCGCGUGACCAUGGCCAAAGUCGACAUCGACGAACACACGGACCUCGCCAUCGAGUACGGGGUGUCGGCGGUUCCCACGGUGAUCGCCAUGCGCGGCGGCGAUGUCAUCGACCAGUUCGUGGGCAUCAAAGACGAAGACCAGCUGGAUUCUUUUGUGCAGAAGCUGAUUGGACAGUGAAGCUGUCAGUCAAACCCGCCUAGCCCCGCCCACCUCCCCACGGAAACUCCAUUACGUUUCAUUACAGACUCGGACAAACUGCACCAUCUCUCCUGCUUUCCUUAACUGUGUGUGUGUGUGUGUGUGUUUUAGAGGGUCUGUGGCAGUGUUUUACCGCGGUUAAAGUGUAGUAAAGUGUUCUGGGACGUCCCGUAGCUGCUGAGGAGAACUGAAGGAUGGACGCUUCCUCACGCGCCGCUCUUUUACACCUGAAUGCCUGCUAAUGUGAAAGUGUGUGCGGAUCACGAGCCUUUGUUUCCGUUCCCUUUGCUUUCUUUUCUUUUUUUUUCCGAUCUGACUGUGAAUUUUUUGCGCAGGAUGCAUGGGAUCGAUGACGGCUUUGUUUAGACUUUAACUCAUAUAUAUAUAUAUAUAUAUAUAUGGUAAUAUAACCAACUAGUCAGGUGAAAUUAUGAAUAAAGCAACUGUACUGUAUUUA
Messenger RNA from Puntigrus tetrazona (Sumatra barb), 1053 nucleotides. It is a transcript of the gene txn2, whose product is annotated as thioredoxin 2. The transcript has 4 exons. NCBI's taxonomy places the organism in Eukaryota, Metazoa, Chordata, Actinopteri, Cypriniformes, Cyprinidae. The coding region runs from base 84 to 575 and encodes 163 amino acids. The record is from RefSeq and is a predicted model, not a curated record. Gene Ontology annotation, biological process: cell redox homeostasis. Gene Ontology annotation, cellular component: mitochondrion. Gene Ontology annotation, molecular function: protein-disulfide reductase activity.